This is a messenger RNA of Aspergillus novofumigatus IBT 16806, 1121 nucleotides long. Its product is annotated as GPI anchored serine-threonine rich family protein. The transcript has 2 exons. Lineage: Eukaryota; Fungi; Ascomycota; Eurotiomycetes; Eurotiales; Aspergillaceae. Bases 127 to 789 code for a protein of 220 amino acids. The record is from RefSeq and is a predicted model, not a curated record.
UAUAUUCCAAUUCAAAAUCCCUUCGUUACAAUCUUCCGGAAUACUUUAUCUUAGCCCCCGCUUUGCUACCUCCUUUUUGGGAAUUUAUAUAUAAUAGCGUCAACAAAAGUCUAUACUUUAGUCGGCAUGCGUUCCAUCAUCUUCCUGUCUCUCAGCGCUCUCGCGGCCAUCGCAGUUGCAGCUACCAAGGAGAAUCCUUUCAACAUCCCUGCCAACGGUUACGAGUUCACUGCUGGUGAGCCCACUACUUUGACCUGGGACCCUACCACCAGUGGAACUGUCACUCUCAAGCUUCAAUGGGGCGACGUUUUCACUCCUGACUCUGGUUCAACCAUUGUCUCAAGCAUUCCCAAUUCCGGAAGCUACACCUGGAAUGUUCCUUCUAACAUCGCUUCUCAGCCCGAUUACACCGUUGAGAUCGUUUCCGAUGAGGAUACCUCCGAAACCAACUACUUGGGCCGUUUCACGAUUGCAGGAGCUACAGGUGUCGCGUCGAGCACGGCUACUGCCACUGCCACUAAGACCGCCUCUACCACUAAGACCUCUACUACUACUACUAGCGGAACUCCUACCAUCACCACUGUGACGUCGACCACUGCUUCCCCCUCCAGCAGCUCUUCGACCACCAGCAGCUCGUCUACAACUGAAACUUCGACUACUACCACCCGGGCUUCUCGCACGAGCGCCACUACCUCGCCUACUUCGGUCCCCAACGCCAAUGGCGGUGUCAUGAACCGGAUCUCCGGUGGCAUGAUGGCGCUCGUCAUGGGUGUGAUUGCAUUCAUGUAAGCAGCAUACGUUGCGAGCAUUCUGGCGGCGAGUCACAUCACUGCGAUCGGGCUCGAUACAUUCGAAUAUAUAGCUUUUGGCGUGUCCAUUUCCUUUUUCCUUUGCACUUGCUUAGGCUCGAAUAUGGUUGGAUUACCGUUCUUGGGUAUCUACAGUUUGUUCCUGGCCUGGGGAUGGAAAAAGGUGUAACAUCCUUUUUUCGUGUCCAAUUCUCUCUAUUCCUUUUGGGCGAUGCUUGGGGAUCCACAUGAUCGCCUAACCUAAUGGUCAUUAUUCGUUGUUGGGACCAAGGACUCUCGUCUGUUCGGGCACACUUUUUGUAUGGUAUGUAG